AAAUUUCAUAUUGUUUUCGACUUAUAUAGUUAUAUGAUGGCCAAGUUUGUCACUCUGUGUUUGGUUUUUCUGGUGCUAGUUGUGAUUGAUGGAGCACGAACUCCACCAGGAAUAGCUAAGAAUCCAAGCAAUGCAAGUUGUAAAAAGAAGGAAUUCAAGAACUGUUACAAUCUUGUUCAUGUGUGUCCCAAGUUUUGCCCUGAUUCUUGCCAUGUCGAGUGUGCUUCCUGCAAACCUAUAUGUGGCCCCGAAAGUCCAACCGUUUCACCACCAGAUUCUCAGACUCCCCCUAAGUCUCCCAAACCUUCUCCGACGCCAAAACCAUCACCACCUACACCUAAACCUCCCACGCCUUCUCCAUCAACGCCUAAACCACAAUCACCUACACCUAAACCUCCCACGCCUUAUCCAACUCCUUCUCCAUCAACGCCUAAACCAAGCGUGCCUUCACCUAGUCCACCACCUCCCUCACCUGCUCCUACUACUCCAUCAGCGCCUAAACCAUCACCUCCCACGCCUGCUACACCUUAUCCAACGCCUUCUCCAUCAACGCCUAAACCAAGCGUGCCUUCGCCUAGUCCACCACCCCCCUCACCUGCUCCUGCUACUCCAUCAGCACCUGUGCCUAGUACACCCCCCUCAACUACGCCUACUCCUACCACGCCAUCAACACCCACGCCUCCUCCCCCGUCACCUACUCCACCACCUCCUAGCCCUUAUCCUACUACUCCUUCGACACCAUCCCCAGUAAGCCCGACCCCUGAUUCAGCUUCAUCUCCAGCAAAGGCCAAGUGCAAGAACCAAAACUACCCUCAGUGUUACAAUGUGCAGCAUACAUGCCCUAGCGCAUGUCCUGGUGGAUGUCAAGUCGAUUGUGUCACUUGUAAACCAGUCUGCAAUUGUGAUAAGCCAGGAGCUGUUUGCCAAGACCCUCGAUUCGUUGGAGGCGAUGGCAUUACCUUCUACUUCCACGGCAAAAAAGACCAAGACUUUUGCCUAGUCACCGACUCCAACCUACACAUCAAUGGUCAUUUCAUUGGCAAAAGAAACCAAAAUAUGCAGAGGGACUUCACUUGGGUUCAAUCAAUUGCCAUCUUCUUCGACACUCACACAUUAUACCUUGGUGCUCAGAAAACUGCAACAUGGGAUGAUACAGUCAACCAUCUAGAACUCUCACUUGAUGGUGAAUCCAUUCAUAUCCCUGAAACAGAAGGCGCGGUUUGGAAAUCAGAAGCUGUCCCAAAUGCAUCCAUCACUAGGAUUAGUAACACUGACAAUGUGAUCAUAGAAGUUGAUGGUAUGUUCAAAAUCACAGCCAAUGUGGUACCAAUCACGGAACAUGAAUCACUGGUACACAAUUAUGGCAUUACUCAAGAUAACUGCUUUGCUCAUCUCGAUCUCGGGUUUAAGUUCUACUCAUUGAGUGAUCAAGUGAGUGGAGUCCUGGGACAGACUUAUAGAGAUGAUUAUGUGAGCAGGGUUUCUAUGGGUGUGUCAAUGCCUGUACUGGGAGGUAACAAAGAGUUCGCAACUUCAAGCCUCUUUGCCACUGACUGUUCUGUAGGUCUGUUUAAGGGCAGUCAGAGAAAUAGUCAUGAAGCUUCAUCUUUGGCUCUGGAAUUGCCAAGCUUGACAUGUGGUAGCCAUCAGAAUGGCAGAGGAGUUAUCUGCAAGAGAUAAUUGUAUUUCGAUUUCAUUGCAUGCAGCUCAAACAAGGGACUGCAGCUGAUACACUAUUUACUAAAGAAAUCUUCUGAAUUUGAUAAUGUCUUUUAAUUCAUGAAUAAGGUUGGAAUCGACCAUUUAUGUUCAAGAUGUAACUCUUCCAAUACAAUCAACACGGAAUUUGAGUA
Molecule: messenger RNA, 1853 nt
Organism: Daucus carota subsp. sativus
Lineage: Eukaryota; Viridiplantae; Streptophyta; Magnoliopsida; Apiales; Apiaceae
Exons: 2
Coding region: 34-1680 (548 amino acids)
Source: RefSeq, a predicted model, not a curated record